This is a messenger RNA of Cuscuta campestris, 1717 nucleotides long. The record is from the annotation of a GenBank genome assembly. Lineage: Eukaryota; Viridiplantae; Streptophyta; Magnoliopsida; Solanales; Convolvulaceae.
CACUUCCUCCCUCUUUUUUUUUCUUUCAAAAAGUCUAUCUUCUCUAGCUGAAAAUCAAAGUCUAAUCACUGCAGAAAUUCACACAAAUCAAUGUUGAAUUCUUGGGCUUAAAAUUUUUCGAAUUCAAACCAUUUGUUAAUUACUCCACUGGCACUCCCUUCCGAAAAUCCGGAAGAAAGAAUCCAAAUCUUCAAACAUGGCUUCACCGGUUCUUCUUCUGGUGUAUCUCCUCGCCGCCGCCGCCGCCUUAUCGUCCUUUUCCGGAGCAGAACUUACGCGGGGAAUAGGAAUCUGUUACGGCCAGCUGGGGAAUAAUCUCCCCGUCCCUGCGAAAUCUGUGGAGCUCAUCCAUGGCCUUAAGGCCAAACGGGUCAAGAUCUACGAUGCCAACCCGGAAAUCCUCAAAUCUCUUCAAGAUUCCGACCUCCAAGUCUCCGCCAUGGUCCCCAACGAGCUCAUCCCCAGAAUCUCCUCCGAUCAGAACUUCGCCGACCGCUGGGUUCUCACCAACAUUGCCCCCUUCUACCCGCGAACAAUGAUCCGGUACCUUCUCGUCGGGAACGAGAUCCUCAGCAACCCGCCCAACACUACCUGGUUCCGCCUCGUCCCCGCCAUGCGCAAUAUCCGGCGAUCUCUCCGCAAGUUUCGGCUCCGGAAGGUCAAAGUCGGCACUCCGCUGGCCAUGGACAUGUUGGAGUCUUCCUUCCCGCCGUCCAACGGAACUUUCCGGUCAGACCUCACCGACGGCGUUUUCCGGCCGCUGUUACGCUUCCUGAACGAUUCUAGAUCCUUCUUCUUCUUCGACGUUUACCCGUACUUCGCUUGGGCGGCUCAACCCGAAUCCAUUGAUUUGGACUACAGUCUCUUGAAGCCCACGAAUGUGACCUAUUCGGAUCCGGUUUCGGGUCUGACGUACACCAAUUUACUGGACCAGAUGAUCGAUUCGGUUUACUCCGCCAUGAACCGGCUCGGGUACCCGGAUCUUCGACUUUUCAUAGCGGAAACGGGUUGGCCCAACGCCGGCGACGUCGAUCAGAUCGGAGCGAACAUUUACAACGCGGCCACGUACAACCGGAAUAUUGUGAAGAAGUUCUACGCCAAGCCGCCGAUCGGGACGCCGGCGAAGCCGGGAGUGGGGGUGCCGACCAUGAUUUUCGCUCUGUUCAACGAGAACCAGAAGCCGGGGCCGGGAACGGAGCGGCAUUUCGGGCUGUUGCACCCGAACGGAAGCAACGUGUACGAGAUCGAUCUGUCCGGGAAGACGCCGGAGUCGGAGUUCAAGCCGCUGCCGAAGCCGCGGAACAACAAGCCGCCGAAAGGGAGGUUCUGGUGCGUGGUGGCGCCGGGGGUGGGGAAUAUGACUGCGGUGGAUGCCGCCAAGUCAUGGGCCUGCGGGCAGGGUAAUGGGCUCUGCGACCAGAUCCAAGAGGGUGGGAAGUGUUAUAGCCCCAAGAAUUUGACCCAAAGUGCAAGCUACGCAUUUAGUGCUUAUUGGGCCAAGUUUAAGAGUGUAGGUGGGACCUGCGACUUCAAUGGCGUUGCCAAAAUGACACGCAAGAACCCAAGCCAUGGGGGGUGCAGGUUUCCAAGUGUGACCUUUCGUUGACAUAUCCAAACUUUCAUACCUGGGAAAAGAGAAGAAAGAAAGCCUACCAAUUCACACACGAGGGAGUCUAUGAACACACUGAGAUCCCACUUACUACUAUAUUAUCCAAGU